UGGGGCCAGGGGUCUCUCUGGGGCUGGGGUGCAGUGACAGUCAGUGGGGCCAGGGGUCUCUCUGGGACUGGCGGCGGUAUGGAGUCAGCACCUGGGCCCAGCUGUUUCCCCAGGGCAGUGACACCUCCCCCUGGCUGCUUGGUGGGAACGUCGCUUUGAGCAGCCAGAACAGGAGGGUGUUUUCUUGCCCAGCUGAACAUGCUGCGGGGCCCCAGCCACCGUGGCUCUGCCAUGCUCCUCCUCGGGCUGCUCCUGCCCCCCACCGCCUCCCGCGCCCACUGCCCAGGACGCCAGCAGCUGCCUGCAGCUCCCAGAACCGAGCCCCUGGAGAUGACGCGAGUCCAGGCUCUUCGAACGCUCGGAGGCGGCAAAGGCCUCGGACUCCUGCCCCGGCCCUGGGGGUCGCACCCUGGCUCCACUGCUGUCAAACCCAGGCGCCCGUGGAUGGGGAUGGACCUGCUGGAGUUUUAGCUGAGUGAGGACAGGAUCAGGCCCUCCAAGGACGAUCCAGACGGUGCCCUGUGUGAUCAGGGCCCAGGCGCUGGGGGAAAGGGUCAUUUACAGGGCUUGGCUUGGAGAGGUUCACUAAGCGAUGGGACUUCUCCCCCAGGCACGCUGAAGUCCACAUUGCCUUGCGUCAUCUGCCUCCGGAGAGCAGCUCUCAGCGGCCAGUCUGCACUGAGCCGCAGCGGGAAACGAAACCGACCGGGGAGCCAGGAAUCACAAGCAGGGCGUGCCAGGGCAAAGAGCCAGCUGGAGCUGCCGUGAAGCGACGGGGCCCUGCAAACGCCUGCAGCCGGGGCCACGCUCACACUGCCCUCCCCACUGCUCCUGCUGUAGACGUUGGCUGCAGCCCAGGCUCCCGCAAGGGGCUCUAAGCGGCGAGGGCCGGGCUAGGCCGGCUCCCAUGGCUCCGGAUCUCUACGAGACGCCCGCUCGGAAGCUGGAUAAGUUCAUUUUCGACGCUCUGCAGCCCGACAGCACGUUCCUGCGCCAGGCUGGCCAAGCCAUCGACACGAUCUGUGAGUUCCUGAAAAGAAACUGCUUCGCCGACCGGCCCCCGCCCCGCAUCAAGGUGCUGAAGGUUGUGAAGGGUGGCUCCUUGGGCAAAGGCACGUCCCUGAAAAGCAGUUCCGAUGCCGACCUCGUGGUGUUCCUCAGCUGCUUCAAAGGGUACGACGACCAGGAGACGAACCGGGCCGGGAUCAUCAAGGAGAUCGAGAGGAUGCUGGAGAAGUGCCAGCAGCAGAGGCACUUCGAGGUGUUCAUUGAGCAGUCCCGGUGGCCGAACCCCCGUGUGCUGAGCUUCAUGAUGAGUUCCAAGACGCUCAAUGAAUCCAUCGAGUUUGACGUGCUGCCAGCCUACAACGCCCUGUCCUCGGGUGCCAAGCCUUCCUCCCAGGUGUACGAGGAGCUGAUCCAAAGCUGCUCCCGGGGGGGCGAGUUCUCCACCUGCUUCACCGAGCUGCAGCGGGAUUUCGUGGUGGAUCGCCGCACCAAAGUGAAAAGCCUGAUCCGCCUGGUGAAAUACUGGUACAAGCAGCACAUCCGUCCAUACAAAGAGUACCUGGGAAAGGGGGAAUCCCUGCCCCCCCAGUACGCGCUGGAGCUCCUGUCUGUCUACGCAUGGGAGCAGGGCAGCAGGGAUCGAGCUUUCGACAUGGCCGAGGGCUUCCGGACGGUGCUGGAGCUGAUCCGGCAGUACAAGCAGCUCUGUGUCUAUUGGACCAUCAACUACAACUUUGCAGAUGAGGUCCUGGGAGGGUUCCUGCACCACCAGCUCCAGAAAGCCAGGCCCAUCAUCCUGGACCCGGCGGAUCCGACGGGGAUCGUGGGGGAGGGGAGCCGCUGGGACCUGGUGGCACAGGAGGCUGAGUGCUGCUGUCACCAGCAAUGCUGCAUGGACCUCUACGGCGUUCCUGUGCAACCCUGGGACGUGUCGCCUGAGCAAACCCCCAAAGGGAGCAGGGGCUUUGAGAUCCACACCGGAGCGCAAGAACAUCCAGUCUCAGCCCCUCCGCCUGGGCCAGCCUCCACCAGUAACGAAGCCAUGGCGGUCCAGCAGCCGUCCUUCUGCACCGUCCUCGCAGCCCCUGUUGUCUCCUCACCACCACCAGUCAUGGGGCUCUACCAGACAGCAGCUGAGGAACUCGAUACAUUCAUCAGCAAUGACCUGCAGCCCAACAGAGUUUUCAAGAACCAGAUCAGCACAGCCAUUCACAUCAUCUUCCUAUUUCUGACCCAAAACUGCUUCAGAAACUCCGGCUCUGCAAUGCGGGUGCUGAAGGUGGUUAAGGCCGGCUCGUCGGGGAAGGGCACGGCCCUGAAAGACGUCUCCGAUGUGGACCUCGUCGUGUUUGUCAGCUCGAUUACGAAUUUCCAGGCCCUGAAAGCAGAACGGAAAAAAAUCAUUGCUGAAAUCCAGACAAGGCUGGAGGAAUGCAGAGAGUCCCUGGGAAAAGACCUAGAGCUGAGCAUUAAGAAAACAAAGUGGGAGAACCCCCGUGUGCUCACUUUUACCCUAAAAUCGAAUACCAUGGAUGAACAUAUUGAUUUUGACGUGCUGCCGGCUUUCGACGCUCUAGGCCAGCUGUACAGAGGCUAUAAACCCGACCCCCAGGUGUACAUCAGGCUGAUGGAGAGCGAUCCCGAAGGGAGCGAGUUCUCCCCCUGCUUCACCGAGCUGCAGAGGAAUUUCGUCAUGGCUCUCCCCACCAAACUGAAGAGUCUGAUCCGCCUGGUGAAACGCUGGUACAAACAGUACGUCCUUCCCCACAAAAAGAAGCUGAGGGGGAAAGAGUCCCUGCCCCCCCAGUACGCGCUGGAGCUCCUGUCUGUCUACGCCUGGGAGAGAGGGGGCAGGGAUCCAGCCUUCAACAUGGCCGAGGGCUUCCGGACGGUGCUGGAGCUGAUCCGGCAGCACGCCAAGCUCUGUGUCUUUUGGACCAUCAACUACGGCUUUGCGAAUGAAACCCUGGGAUCGUACCUGAAGUCUCAGCUCCGCAAAUCCAGGCCCAUCAUCCUGGACCCGGCGGAUCCGACGGGGAUCGUGGGGCAGGGGAGCCGCUGGGACCUGGUUGCAGGGGAGGCCGAGCUCUGCUGUGCCCAGCAAUGCUGCCGGAAGCGCAAUGGAGCCGCGGUUCAGCCCUGGAAUGUGCCGCUGCAGCAGACACAGAUUGCAGCUGAAAGUGAUUUCGUGCUGCAUUCUCGGACUGCGGAUGAAGAAUACCCCAUCACUGAGAACCGGAUGUUUGCACCUGGCGGCCACGCUGCCCCGGCCAUGGGGCCAGCACAGCCUGCAGAGCAGGAAUCCUACUGCACGCUCCUCUGACAGCUGCCUCUCAGCCCCCCACCCCGUCAGGAGCCCUCCCUGGGGCAGGGUGGGCAUUACUGGGGGGGUCUCUCCCUGCUCUGCAACUUCCUCCUUUCAGAAAAUGGCCCCUGGGGGCCGGUUGAGGACCAGCCCUGGUGGGACGUGACCAAUCGGCUCGUGCUGCGUGCUCCCCCAGCUCCGUUCCCCCUCCCUGCUCUCUCUGGGCUUGGCUGCAGUGAGAGCCAGACCCCUGCAUCCCUCCUGCCCCAGUGACAACAGGCAGCACCCCGUCCUGAGUGUGAUGGAGAGCGCUCCCUGGCACAGAGGGAGCCGGGCCUAUAAUAACGAUCCCCUGUUCUGAGCACCUGGCUCUGUCUCCGGCCAAGGGUAGAUCCCCUGACGGUGACUCUGGUUCUUGCCUCGGCUGCCUGCCUGGGGCUUGGCACCCGCUCCCUGUCCGGCACUGGGUGAGAGGAGCAAGACCUGGGUGGCACUAGCGCUGCCCCAGCAGGGCCAGGUGUGGAGGGGACGUCGAGGGGUUCAGAGUCGGGGGAUGGGGAUGGUUCGGGAAGGGAACACGGCUCGCGUUUGCUCCUUGACACUCUGCCCCAAAGGGAUGGGGCAUGCGGGAGACUGGCAGCCGUAGCUGCCCCCUGCCUUCUGCUUCACUCCCAGCACGUGCCCUGGUGCCUCCCUUCUCCUUCCCCCACCUCCGGUGCAGGGGACCCGGGAAGGGGGCGGAAUUGCUCUCACUGGCUCUGCGUGAUGGGCACUGUGAUCUCCGAGUAUUUCCCUUGCCAGCCUCAGGCGACUGGUUCCUGGGGGUGUCAAUCUGUGACGUGGUUUCUCCGGCCUGGGGGUAUUUGCCCUUCCUGCUGCUUGCUGAGAUAUGUGCCGUUUUGGGGCAUGUUUGAAGGACGGCUGGUGGGGAGCCACACACCCAAUGGGGCAAAUCCCCCUUGAGUGAAACACGGGUCUCGCUGGGUUUCUAUUGGCUGGGCAGGAAUGGAGGUGGGAGGGGGUUAGUCUGACACUGCCCCACAGGGACAUGUUUCCGAGUGUGCUGGGGAAGGUGUUUGCAGGGAGAGUUUAUCCUGGAACGUCCCCUUGGACACAGCUGGGAUUUAGUGUCAAACACGUCAUUUAUUCCCAUGAACCCAGCCGAUCCGCCCCCCCCCCCCCCCCCCGCCAGGGAGGAGGAGCUGGGGCCUAUUGCAGCUUGGGUAUCGGCAACAGAUUGCGAGCUACAGUCAAUCCUCAUUAGCGUCACUUUAUUAGCGGUGACGGGGGUGAAUACAGCUGUGCUUGCACCUUGAAUCUCCCGGGACUGUACAGUCUCAGAACCAGGCAGCCGUUCGGCUGAGUCGGGGAGACGCACACCGUGCUCUUUCAUGGAGACUUUGCCUAGGUCCUUUCUUGUAUUUUUAUUGUUCUCUUAACGGAAAUAAAGGUCACUUGCUGUAUGACGGGA
Molecule: messenger RNA, 4784 nt
Organism: Chrysemys picta bellii (western painted turtle)
Lineage: Eukaryota; Metazoa; Chordata; Testudines; Emydidae
Source: RefSeq, a predicted model, not a curated record